AUGGAAGCCUCGUUUCGAGGCCUCGAGUCCCAGGUUCACGAAUGCGAGGACAGCAACUUGCUGGUGGUUCUGACCACCAGCGAAGUCGUGCCAAAAGCCUUCCCUCUGCCGUUGUCGGGGCAGAGGCGCGUUGCUCCGCAACCACCAGCAGUCACCAGCACCGGCCCGCACAGGCAAGCGCCAGAGCUUGGUAGGCCCACGUCAAUGACCGGAGAUUGUCGAGUUGCCGCACUCGGCCACAUACUUGCCCGCAUGUGCCUCGGCACUGGGACACUUGAGUGCAGGGUUACUCCAAACCCGAAAGGCCCCAAACCCUACACGGCUUGGGCUCCGGCUGCCUGGCCGUUCUCCUCACAACCAAGAACUUCUGCAGGAACACGUCGCUUAGGUUGUGACAGUGCAACUUUCCAGCUAACUUAG
Messenger RNA from Symbiodinium natans, 420 nucleotides. The record is from the annotation of a GenBank genome assembly. NCBI's taxonomy places the organism in Eukaryota, Dinophyceae, Suessiales, Symbiodiniaceae.